GCUCCUUGAUCCCCAGGAACAUGGGGUAUUUGACAUCAAAAGUUGACAAUUGUUGUGAUUCCAAAAAACGAAACUACCUACUGGUGCUCUGUGUCAAAAAUGCCAGAAGACCUACGUACCCAGACAGGAUACAUCACUAAGUUUGGACCGCUAGUUACACAAGGCAACGAGGCUCACGUCCACCAUCUUGUGGUGUACAUGUGCUCUGGUCUCAAUGACUCUCACGUUGGAAACGGACACGACUGUGAGAACGGCAACGUUGCGGUUCAGGUCCAGCAGUGUCGAGGAGGGACCUACCUCGCUGCAUGGGCAGUCGGAGGAGAGGAGUUUGUGUAUCCUGACAAUGUGGCCUAUCCAUUUGGAGGUGAAGGAUACAUCAUGAUUGAGUUACACUAUGACAACCCUCAUGAAAUCGAAGGUACUCCAGACAGUUCUGGCUUGAGACUAUGGUACACUAAGACUCCAAGAGAACAUGAUGCUGGAUUACUCACAGUCGGACACUUUGUUCAUCCGUACCAUGUGAUUCCUCCAAAUUCCCAGAACUUCAUAUCCACAGGUCUCUUGACUGAACAAUGCUCAAAGGAUUUUAUACCUGAGGGUGGCAUUCAUGUGUUUGCAAAUUUCUUUCACACACAUGUUGCUGGUCAUGGACUGAGUCUCCAGCACAUCCGCUACAACUCUGAGUGUGGCGUGUACGAGGAACUGGAGCCAAUUGAUGAGAACUUGAAGUAUGAUUUCGACUACCAACAGUUUACUCACCUGAGGCAUGAAGUACUGGUCAAACGUGGCGAUAUUGUUCAGGUUAAAUGCUUUUACAGGACUGCAGGAAAUGAUAAAGUCACAUUUGGAGGACUUGGUACACGAGAGGAGAUGUGUAUUUCGUCCUUCGUGUACUACCCUCGAAUUGACCUCGGGUUUUCCGUGUCGCAAAUCACUGAAUCAGAUUAUCAUGACUUUCUCAGAACAACUCGGCCAGGCCAGCAGAUACUGAGUGGAGAGGUGGAAUAUGUGGACGGCAUGAAUGCCAUUGACUGGGAUGACAAUCUGAAGACCACUUUCCAGAAAAUGCUCGAUAAUGCUACUCAAAACGUACUCUGUGGUGUAGACUUUGAAAACUAUGUUUUCCAGACAACAAAGCUACCAAAAGUUGGAUGUUCGUACAUGGCUCCAGACCAAUGCUCAGAGUUCACUCCUCCCACGUGCUGUGAGAGGAUUGGAGCAGUUGAAGAUGGUGGGAUGGUCCUGAGGGCCUCGGUGGCUCUCUUGGCUCUCUCCCUCCUGACUGCCUUCACCGGAUAAUAACAUUAGCUAUUACUUGACUCUAAAGCUGAAGACUCUCUGUAGCUAAUAUUGGCAGUAGGUUAGUGCUAUGAAAAUUUUAC
Geodia barretti is the source of this 1382-nucleotide messenger RNA. The record is from the annotation of a GenBank genome assembly. NCBI's taxonomy places the organism in Eukaryota, Metazoa, Porifera, Demospongiae, Tetractinellida, Geodiidae.